AUUCUUUCUCUCUUUUUUUUUCUUCUCUUAGUUUAUAUAAUGAUAAGAACUUAUAUACCAAGAGAACAAAUUAUCCAUUCGAGAAAUCCUUAUAUUCAUAAAUGUUGUGGCUGCAUACAUUUAAGAACCGGUGCGGCAUUAGCAUGUUUGAUUUGGAUGGGCCUAUCUCUUUACUUUGCUAUUCUUUCAUUUCAAGCAAAGAGUCCUUUUUUUCUCACAUAUGGAUAACAAUACAGCUCUAUACAUUUUUGGAGCAAUCAACCUUGUAUUCUUUGGAAUCUGCUUCGGCACCUUGAUUCCUAUUUAUAUUAAAUCAACCAAUGGCAUUAGAACAGCGGCCAGUGUGGUCAAUUUUACUGUAGCUGUUGUCUUGAUAAAUACGUUAAUCAAUACGAUUUUGUUUAUUGUACAACGCGAUCACUAUGUGGAAUGGUGCAUUUCAACAUCCGAUAGUCUGGAUUUGAUACUAGAAAAUUACCAACUCCCAAUCGUCAAAAAUGAUUUCUAUAAUUGUAAUCGAGCAUGGCAAGAUGAACUCAAGUUUACCAUUCUCUCUACUCUGGUCAUGAUUCUUGUUUAUGGUUAUUGGGCCAUUAGUUUGACUUCUUACAGCGUCAAGUUGAGAAUCAAAUUGAAAUUGAUGAUGUAUAAUCAAGGUAUUAUCAAUCAAGGACUAAGGGUUCCUAUGAUGGGAAGCAUCAUGCCUACACAAGGUGGGCCCAUGGUGACCGGUACAGAGAUCGUACUUUAGCCAAAUGAGGGGGGUCUAGGCGCAACUUUUUUUUUUUUUUUACUAUUUAUGUAACUCUUUUUUUUUUGUUCUCUUUCUUUUUUUUCUUCUUCAUGUCCUUUC
This is a messenger RNA of Gilbertella persicaria, 853 nucleotides long. RefSeq lists its product as uncharacterized. The record is from RefSeq and is a predicted model, not a curated record. The transcript has 6 exons. Lineage: Eukaryota; Fungi; Mucoromycota; Mucoromycetes; Mucorales; Choanephoraceae. The coding region runs from base 221 to 751 and encodes 176 amino acids.